AUGGUCGAUCGUGUUAUGGUGUACAACAAGGUAUCCUCUGCCCUCUUUCGCCUCAAUUCCCAUGAAGCUGUGGCCGAACGAAUCGUUCGUCGGCUCCAUACUGAUGGGGCGAGGCGCACGUCGACACCGGCAGAGCCAAGGAGUAGUGCCUGGGACCGAUCGGCGGCAGCGGAACUUUCGGAGGCUAAUGGCUGGUACGGUCAGCCGUGUGGCGUGUCGGUGUUGCUGUGUCUGCGCCAUCCUCGACAUAUCUUGAUGGCUGAAUGCGCUACUGCGGCAAUGACUACUGCUGCUGCUGUUGCUGGUCCUCCUCCCCCUCCUCCUCCUCCUCCUCCAGGCCGACAUGGCAUUGCUUCCCCGCCGCUAGCACGCACAGAAUGA
Molecule: messenger RNA, 381 nt
Organism: Colletotrichum higginsianum IMI 349063
Lineage: Eukaryota; Fungi; Ascomycota; Sordariomycetes; Glomerellales; Glomerellaceae
Exons: 1
Coding region: 1-381 (126 amino acids)
Source: RefSeq, a predicted model, not a curated record